Penaeus monodon (black tiger shrimp) is the source of this 789-nucleotide messenger RNA. Its product is annotated as E3 ubiquitin-protein ligase RNF170-like. Lineage: Eukaryota; Metazoa; Arthropoda; Malacostraca; Decapoda; Penaeidae. The record is from RefSeq and is a predicted model, not a curated record. Gene Ontology annotation, molecular function: ubiquitin protein ligase activity.
GAUCAAGAAUGGUUCGCGUGCGGAGAUCGGCUUCUGAUAAUGAAUGCCCAAUAUGUAUGGAUCCGGCAAAGUUUGCUGUGGAAACUAAUUGUGGGCAUAUGUACUGCUCAAAAUGCAUUAUCCAGAAUUGGAGAACCAACUUCACAAUGUCACCCAUGAGUUGUCCAUUUUGUAGACAGGAGGUGACCAUACUUUUGCCAUGUUUCUCAGAAGGAGAGACAAAUACAGCAGAACUUGCUGAAAUACAAGAGAAGGAAAGGCAAGUGUCUGACAUUCAGGAGUACAACAGGAUGUAUUCAGAACAUCCCAGAUCACUCUACGGCCAGCUUCAGGACCUCCCAACAACCCUACGGCACAUCUGGGCGGAAUUGUUCACUUGGCGUGGUGUAGAGAUGAUCUCCCGCUUCAGAGUUUUGAUAUGCAUAGUCACAGCUAUCAUUUAUGCCAUCAUGCCCAUUGAUCUCAUCCCUGAAGCCUUUGUUGGUCUCUUAGGGCUCAUAGAUGAUGUAAUAGUCAUAGCUUUCUUGUUAAUACAAGUCAGUGUUGUUUAUCGCACUGUAGUGGCCAAUAGAGAUUGGUAAUUGAUCAUAUUAGCAUAAAAAAGAUAUUUUUUGGAUUUGAAUGAGCUUUAAUGUCUAUAUUAAUGUAUAUACAAUGCAUAUUAACAACAAGGAAGGAAACUUAGUUUUUCUUAUUAUGUUUGAGUGCCUUUAAUUUUCUCCUCUUAAGUUUUUUUAUCAGUAGGGUGAUUUUAUUCAUGAAAACUGGGAAAAUACUUGGUUAGUUUGA